Magallana angulata is the source of this 753-nucleotide messenger RNA. RefSeq names its product multiple epidermal growth factor-like domains protein 10. NCBI's taxonomy places the organism in Eukaryota, Metazoa, Mollusca, Bivalvia, Ostreida, Ostreidae. Gene Ontology annotation, molecular function: scavenger receptor activity. The transcript is spliced from 4 exons. The annotation marks the transcript as partial. The record is from RefSeq and is a predicted model, not a curated record.
AUCACUCUGGAGAUGUGUUCAUUUCAAAAUCAACUGAAGCUAAUUUUAUUAAUCUCACUUAUAAAGAAAGCUGAACAAACUUGUGCAAAGUUUAAAGAUUCAAAAAACUGCUGUGCAGACUUUCAAUUUGUGGAUGGUACUUGUAAACCUUGUGAACCGGGGUUCUUUGGACCAAACUGCAGAGCAUCCUGUCCCUAUCCAAAUUAUGGUCACAGGUGUACAGAAAGGUGUGAAUGUCCAAAGGACCAGUGUGACGUGUCUGAGGGUUGCAAGCAAUUUUCGCUGCAACCAAACACCGCAACAAUUUCUACUCCCGAUCCAAACCCAAACAAACAAGUAGCACCUACAGCUAAGUACAACGUUAACACUGAACAGACUACAAAUGAAGAUGACCUCUCUGACAACAGCGGCGCCGACAGUCUAACUUCCGACAAACCACUUGGUAACUCAAGUCUCCUCUUGAUCGUUAUUCUAUCAUCAACAUCGUCUUUGGUCAUUUCUGUAGUCGUCAUCGCCUUCGUUGUAUGCCAUCGAACAUUCCGAUCAAAAGGGAGACAGAGUUCAUUCCGUCAAAGAUCAACUACAUCGACUCGAAGACCAGCUACGUCAUAUUAUGAAAUCGAUGAUUGCGCUAUUGCUCUCGAUACGUUGAACUGUCUACAAAGCAAUGAAGAUAUGUAUAUGAACCUUGACAAAACGAAGGUCGAGAGGAGUAUGUACGCAACUUUAACUCAACUCUCAGGAAUAAAGUGA